Messenger RNA from Trichoderma harzianum CBS 226.95, 2189 nucleotides. RefSeq lists its product as hypothetical. The transcript is spliced from 3 exons. Gene Ontology annotation, molecular function: protein serine/threonine kinase activity; ATP binding. Gene Ontology annotation, biological process: peptidyl-threonine phosphorylation; peptidyl-serine phosphorylation. The record is from RefSeq and is a predicted model, not a curated record. Bases 12 to 1700 code for a protein of 562 amino acids. NCBI's taxonomy places the organism in Eukaryota, Fungi, Ascomycota, Sordariomycetes, Hypocreales, Hypocreaceae.
ACACAUAUAUUAUGUCUUCCCCUGGGGACCCUCAAGCCAACGGAAAGGCGCACAAAAGUUUAAAAGUCCGCCUUAGACAGGCCUUUGUGACCAACCCAUGCGACAACAGGCGCUUCAUACCAUGUCGGCUGCUGGAAAGUAUAUGUCAUGAGAAAACAGUAGCACAGGAAUUGUCCAAAGCGUUUCCAAAAUCAGACGACAGCUUUCACCAAAGUCGCGCGUCAUUGAUAUGCCACGGACAAACUCGGGACUUAUCGAUCACCUCGCAGCCAUGUCUCAAAAUAUUCGUCAUUCUUGUUCUCCUAGGCAAUGUUGGCCUAAUAGAAUCAUUCGUACAACAUCGGCUGUGCGACAGAGACCUUCCGUUUUUCAGUACUCCAGGUCUCACAGGACUGUAUUCGCAUCGACAUAAGCCAGAAUCCAGUCUGACCUUCCCCGAUGAGGACGAUCAAUAUGAAAUUAUAGAUGCCUUCCUUGAGAAACAAUGGUCAGUGCUGAUACCGUCUUUCGAGGCUCCUGAAGCUGGGAAUAUGCGCUGCAACGUAUAUAAGCUUCAUGAUAAGACGAUAUUACCAAUCCAAGAGGUUUCUAAAAAGAAGUACCCGGGCGGAUUUGGACUGGUUGAAAAAGUCAAGAUACAUAGGGAGCAUAACGGCUUUAAUCACGAAUACUUUGCUCUUAAGACUAUGCAUCCGAUGAUACCCGACGAAAGAGAUAGGUUCUUCCAACAGGAGCUAGACGCCUUCCACAAGGCAACACCUGGUGGCCAUAUCGUUGAAAUACGCGCCGCCUUCAUGAGGGGAGAAAGCCGGGGUUUCCUUUUCCCUUGGGCAGAUGGAGGCACCCUUAACCAUUUAUGGGCUAAAGAUCCACACAAUAUCGUUGCGGACGCAAGAGUACCAUGGUCUGAAUUUAGCCGAUGGAUAUGCAUGCAAUGUCAUGGUAUUAUUCGAGAUCUCUGGGCCAUCCACGAACCAUUCGGCAUACAUGUGCCCGCAGGAACCAGCGCCGAGGAUCUCUAUGGAAUCCACAGCGAUAUCAAGCCAGAUAACAUAUUGCACUUCACUGAAAAAGACGGCCCGCCAUUAGGAUUGCUCAAAGUCUCUGAUUUAGGCCUCAUGAAGUUUCACAGGCUUGUCUCUCGGACUGUACAGUCCAAGUCCAUGGGUAACGCAUAUCAAACUUAUAGAGCACCAGAGCAUGACAUGGGUAAAGUGAGGUCCAGGAAGAUUGAUAUCUGGGCUUUUGGCUGUUUAUUUGCCGAAUUCGUGACGUGGGCGAUAGGCGGCGAGAACGCAAUUGAUUUGUUCAAAACGGCGCGGAUGAACGAGGACAAGCAAUUUCCCGAUGAAAAUAAGGGCGAGUGGUCGGAGGAUAACUUCUUCAUCAUGAAAACGAGCCGUUUGACACAAGCUAAGGCGCCAAAACGCAAGGGUACAGUCGAUGAGUGGUUCUCUGACCUUAUUAAAGAGUUGGGGCCUGAUAUGGCAAACACCUUCUUCCCGCAGUUUCUUCGCUUCAUCCAAUCUGCGAUGCUUGACCCCGAUCGGAAACAUCGAGCGGAUUCCAAGCAAGUCGAGUCUUUCUUAGGAAGACUUUUGGAAGAAAAGCCACCGGACAGUCGAUAUUGGCGUUUUAACGGCACGAUAGAAUACCCGAAAAGUUAUAGUAGGAGCACAACGGGAACUGGCACCUGGUAAUGAAUGAGGACGUUUUCAAUUUUUGGAUAACAUGAUACCCUGUUUAUUAAAGUAAGUAAAUUGUAUCUCGGUAGCGAAAAUAAAAUUGACAAUGGGCCUGCCUACAGCCACUAGUGGAUGUUCGGUACAUACUAGGUUUCAUUUUUAAUAAUAGAUAUGGAGGGGCCUGGGAACGAGGUGCAUCUACCUGACGGAUUCAAUCAAUAUGAACUUAUCAACAAUUUUAUUGACAAGCAAUGGCUUGUCUUGCCACCAGAUUUGAAGAAGGGGAAAAUGCGCAGUGCUCCUUUUCCUCAGGCUAGAGAGGAUACCCUUAAUGAUUUAUGGGACAAACACCGACGUGAUAUCAUCACAUCUACGAGAUCAAAAUGGUAUAAGUUCAGCCGGUGGAUUUGCACUCAAUGUCAUGGUAUCAGUGUCAAGAUCUCCAGGCCAUUUAAGAACAAUACAAUAUACCUCCAGCAAAUAACGCCCAAAAUGUCUACAGGA